This is a messenger RNA of Notothenia coriiceps (black rockcod), 447 nucleotides long. RefSeq names its product probable E3 ubiquitin-protein ligase HERC3. The annotation marks the transcript as partial. The transcript has 3 exons. The record is from RefSeq and is a predicted model, not a curated record. NCBI's taxonomy places the organism in Eukaryota, Metazoa, Chordata, Actinopteri, Perciformes, Nototheniidae.
UUUGCAAGUAAAUGUAUUAAAUUGUGAAAAUGUGUCUUCAAUUGGAUUCUUGUUCUCUCAGGCCCAUGCAGACUUUGUGUGCAGUUUCUCAGGUCGCCUGUGGGAGCCAUCAUUCAGUCGCCCUGACCAAAGAUGGUCAGGUGUAUACAUGGGGCCAGGGCUCCAGGGGCCAGCUGGGUCUGGGGGAGAGAGACCCCAGCACCAAAUACCCCCAACACCUGAACUCUCUGUCAGCGGUCCCCCUGGUGCAGGUCGCUGCAGGGGGGGGGCAGAGCUUCGCCCUCUCUGUAUCUGGAGCGGUGUUCAGCUGGGGCAGCAACCACUGUGGGCAGCUCGGCCUGGGAGACACUACAGACAGACAUACACCCACUCCCUGUUCAUUGUCUGAACUUGAAGAAAACUACCCACAUUUCCUGUGGAAAGGCCCACACUGCCACUUUGACAAAG